This is a messenger RNA of Caenorhabditis sp. 36 PRJEB53466, 1322 nucleotides long. The record is from the annotation of a GenBank genome assembly. Lineage: Eukaryota; Metazoa; Nematoda; Chromadorea; Rhabditida; Rhabditidae.
AUGUUUGUAAGUGAAUGCGGAAUUCGAUAUGAAAAGGCGAAGAGAGCUUCCAGCUCAAUAGAUCGAUGCGGUCGAAGCGAAAGAAGAAGAGCAAAGCGAACGGAGAGCGCAGUGAACGGAAGAAGAAACCGGCGAAAAAGGAAAGAAGCCAACGGGUGCGGAAGGUGCGUGCUGAAAAGAAGGACGACGCGGAGAAGAACGAAGAACGAGGGACGGUGAUGAGAGCGGUCAGCACGGGAACGACGGGCGGCACCACUGGCGGAACAACCGGAGGACUCCCGGAACCGGCGGACGACAAAGGCAGCAAUUUCGAGAAGAAGAAAAAGAAGGAGGAGACGAAGCCGGAGCCGUGGACGGGAGAGGAAGUGGCGAAGAAGAUGGUUGCCGCCGGACUUUUCAGUGAGCGAAUCCAGUUGAGUUCAGCAUCUUAUCUGCUUCGUUUUAGACGCGGACAGCAUCAGCAGUGCUUUCAAAGAGCUGCCAUCCACGAAGCCUUCGCAGGACGACUGUCCUCGAUUCAAGAGCAACCUCCCGAAGGUACGAGCUCCGGACUUCCCGAUUCCCGACGAUAAGCUCAUCAAACUGAGCCACGCACCAGAAAAUUUCAUCUGCGCCGCCAAAGUGAGCGUUCCGGAGUUCAACCGGACGAUGAUUCUGACUCAAGUGCCGGACGUGACCAGUCCGGCGAACAUCGAGGACUUCUGGCGGAUGGUCUUCCAGGAGGAGAUCAUUUCGGUGGUGAUUGCAGUGAUGCCGCUCGAGUGCUCCGUCACACUCCAACAAUUAUUCCCGAUUUCGAGCGGAACGUUCGCCAACCACGGAAAAAUGUUUCUGAACAACAAGAAAGUGGAGUCGGCAGUCGCAAUGACCUCCUACACUCUGGAAUUGCUGCCCGACGGAUGUUCGAACUCGAUCAACACGACUGUUUACCACUUGCACAAUUGGAAGCAGAAGAAAGGAUUGGAGAAUGUGAGAGAGCUUGUCACGACCAUGGAAAAGAUUGUGAAGACUAACGAGGUGAGAAUGCAUCGGAAGAGUGACGAGACCGUUCAGUUCUUCAGAAUACAGUGUUGAUGAGCAUGAAUGGGACGGGAAGAGCCGGCACGAUGCUCACGAUCUUCACGAGUAUGCUGCACGUAAACAAGGAGAAGGAAGUCAAAGUGAAGGACAUUCUGGAGAAAUUGAGAUUAGAGAGAUGUGGACUCGUGGAGAAUUCCGAGCAGUUCAGCACUGUGCACAAGGCGUUGGCUCUGUGGUUCAAGACCAAAUCGACGGACGAUGAUAUUCAGAAGAAGGUGCAGGAGUACGCGCCGUCCCUUUAG